AUUAUUAUCUCUGGUGAAAUACAUAAACUUGGAUUCACGAAAGGAAGUUCGGUAAAAAGUUGCGUAAAAUUGCAUGGAUAUCAGCUUUUUAGGAUGUCAUGGAUUCGAAAAAUGACAAGGAGCCACUAGUAAGGAGAAAGAAAGAGAAGGCUAGCUUGAAAUGUGUAAUAGUUGGAGAUGGUGGUGUUGGGAAAACUUCUCUUCUAGUGAGCUACCUUAUGGACGGAUUUCCCAACGAUUACAUCCCGACCGCAUUUGACAAUUACCAAGUAUCCGUUGAAGUCGAUAAAAAAGUUUGCACUGUUGAAUUUUGCGAUACCGCGGGUCAGGAAGAUUUCGACUCACUCAGACCGCUAUGCUACUCCAGCACCGACGUCUUUAUAGUUUGCUUCUCUGUAGUUUCUCCAACUUCGUUCUCCAACGUUGCAUCAAAAUGGAUCCCAGAAAUACGCGAAUAUAAUCCCAAAGCUCCAAUAAUCUUAGUCGGCACUCACUCUGAUAUGAAAAAUUGUCUGAAAGUAUUACUAGAGCUGUCUGAAAAGAAUAGAGAGCCAGUCACUAUAAAAAAGGCCCAAGGACUGGCAAAAAAGACUCGCUGUAUUUGCUAUGUGGAAACUUCGUCUGUCACACAAAAGAAUCUUAAGACUGUUUUUGAUGAAGCGAUAGCUAAUGGCAUGUGGCCUCCGAAAACUUCAAAGGCGUUUGAUUUACGAGGCUGUGUUUGUGGAGUAAUGUAGCUCUCGGCGUUUCCGGUCAAUAGCUGAUAGUUUUAUAAUUCAUCUAGAGUGCAUUCAGCCAAACUGUUGAAUAGUUGACGUCACCUAAAUUAGAUGAGUUAGUUACUAUUUUAGCUGACCUCACAUAAAUUUGAAACUACGAGUAAUAAACCGCUACUGAGAUCAGGGGGACAAACGAUG
This is a messenger RNA of Actinia tenebrosa (Australian red waratah sea anemone), 917 nucleotides long. RefSeq lists its product as uncharacterized. Gene Ontology annotation, biological process: small GTPase-mediated signal transduction. NCBI's taxonomy places the organism in Eukaryota, Metazoa, Cnidaria, Anthozoa, Actiniaria, Actiniidae. The record is from RefSeq and is a predicted model, not a curated record. Gene Ontology annotation, molecular function: GTPase activity; GTP binding.